This is a messenger RNA of Uncinocarpus reesii 1704, 162 nucleotides long. RefSeq lists its product as uncharacterized. Bases 1 to 162 code for a protein of 53 amino acids. The transcript is spliced from 2 exons. NCBI's taxonomy places the organism in Eukaryota, Fungi, Ascomycota, Eurotiomycetes, Onygenales, Onygenaceae. The record is from RefSeq and is a predicted model, not a curated record.
AUGCUCAGAGUAGGGCCAGAGGUAGUCUCUAUGACGAAAACAUCCUUGGGAUAUGCUGUGCCAAAGCAGAUAUUAGGAGCUGCGCCAGGGGCUCUGACCCUCAAAAGCAUUCCAAAAGCUAUGGUAUACCGCCACAACAGAGUGGGAAACCAAGGAAACUGA